Molecule: messenger RNA, 2868 nt
Organism: Paramormyrops kingsleyae
Lineage: Eukaryota; Metazoa; Chordata; Actinopteri; Osteoglossiformes; Mormyridae
Gene: arrdc2
Product: arrestin domain containing 2
Biological process (GO): protein transport
Cellular component (GO): cytoplasm; plasma membrane
Source: RefSeq, a predicted model, not a curated record
AGCCCCCCGCAUUAUUUAUUCAUCCAUUCCCUCUUCGCAUGUUUUCUCGGCUCUUCAUUCUUUUUCCUUUCACAACGAGUGCUUUCUGGAGUCGCAGAGGAGCAAACACGGGCUCUCCUGGGUGCAGCAGCACGGCACCGCACCAGGACGUGCAAGGUCAGCUUGUUUUCACAAGAGAACCUGUAACCAUCAAUCACCGGGCCGGGCCGAACUGGGCUGGGCUGGGCUGGGCCAAAGCGGGCCGGCCGCGAUCACCCUCCACACCCAGCCGAGAUGUUUAUUAGCAGAAAGCCUUGGCUGGCGCCUUACAUAAUUAGCUGGAAGCCCCGCCUCCUGCCCUCCGUCACCACGUUAAAGGUCCGGGCACCAGCCGCUCCGCACUUUUGUUUUCUCCAAUUGUCCUACGUUAGAGUCGGAGAGUUCGGCGAACUUGACUAGAAUAAAGGCACUGGCCAGGACGGAGCAUCGAUUUCCAGUUUAGACAUGAUUUUGGAUUUUGGAGUGCGGAACUUGCGCGUCGUCUUCGACUCCCCGGAGCUGAAUUCGCCUCCCGUAUACAGCAGCGGGGAUGUGGUUUCGGGGAAGGUGCUGCUGGAGCUCACCGGGGAGACCAAGGUGCAUUCUCUGAAGCUGCACGCCGAGGGCUUCGCCAGGGUGCACUGGACCGAGUCCCGCAGUGCCGGGGCCAGCAGUGCUUAUACCCAGAACUACAGCGACGAGGUGGAGUACCUGAACCACCGGGAGGUGCUUCUGCAGGCAGAUAAUGGAGAUGUAACGGUGUUGCAGUCCGGCAAACACGAAUUCCCGUUCAGUUUCCAGCUGCCUGAAGAGACACUGGUGACCUCGUUCGAAGGCAAGUAUGGCAGCAUUCGCUACUGGGUGAAGGUGAAGUUGCAUCGACCCUGGGCCACUGUAAGAAAGGUUAAGAAGGAGUUCACUGUUAUAGAGCCUAUUGACAUCAACACUCCAGCCUUACUGGCCCCCCAGGCAGGGACCAAAGACAAGAUGGCACGCGUGUGGUACCGCAACUGUGGCCAGGUGUCUGUGACAGCUAAGAUCGACCGCAAAGGCUACACCCCUGGCGAGGUGAUCCCGGUCUUUGCGGAGUUUGACAACGGCUCAUCCCGCUGCGUGGAGCCCAAGGCGUUCAUCACCCAGACGCAGACCUUCAUCGCCCGGGGCACCAUGAAGCAGAAGCACUCUGUGGUCGUCACGCUGAGGGGUGACAGGGUGGGUCCCCGCUGCAGGGAGACCUGGCAUGGGCGGGCCAUCAAGAUCCCUCCCGUGGGUCCCUCUGUCCUGCAGUGCCGCAUAAUUAAAGUGGCAUACACGCUCAAGGUGUGUGUGAAUGUCCCCGGGACAUCCAAGCUGUGCCUCGACCUGCCGCUGGUCAUGGGCACCAUCCCGCUGCACCCCUUCGGCAGCCGCACCUCCAGCGUCAGCAGCCAGUGCAGCCUGAACCUGGAGUGGCUCCGCAUGGGCAUCCCCGAGCAGCCCGAGCCUCCCCCAGAUUACAGCGCCAUUGUUUCCGAUGAGGAGGCAGAGCAGAAUAUGGCCCCCCCAUCAGCCGAGGACGACUUCACCGGGGUCCUGCAGCGCCCCUACUUUGCUUACAUUCAGGAGUUUCGCUUCCGGCCUCCCCCAGUCUAUAGCGAGGUGGAUCCAAACCCUCAGUUUUCCAGCAUCCGCCGCCGCUGCAUGACGUGCUGAAGCAGCUCUGUCCGCCACUGUGGGAUGUGAUGGUCUGUUAGCAGUUUGAGACCCAUUUUCUCUGGGACUCUCCUCCGAGACUGAAGCAGAGUCCCAGGAUGGGAUGAGUGUGCUAUGGUGAGCACAAAGCCGGCGUGGGGACGUCCUCAGGAGAUGGGACAUCAAAUACAUGCCGGUCCCCUAGUCUUUGUCCCCAGCUCAGCUUCCGCCGUAGUCCUCAGGGUCGGCACAUCGUUCCAGCCGAUGACUACUGAGACUUGGUGGCAUGUCUGUACAUUUUGGGGACUUGAUAAAGAAGCCCUCAUGUAUGCUUUGGAAGAUAUGGAGGUGGAGGACAGACCCUGUAAACAUCUGCAGCUGAGCUGUUCAGCUAUUUUGCCCAACACAUGGGGUUGAGUCUGAAUGGUGCUCUGUGAAGCCGUCCUCCCGGCCUGCAAAUGUAUAUGUGCAAAACUGCAUUUUUUUUUAUGUGGAAAUGCAUAGAUCUGUUGCCUUCAGAUAAUCUUCAAAAUGAAGGGCUGCCUGCCUGCCUUAUUGACAUGAAUGGCAAAUGGUUCAUUUCAUGAUGGGUGUCAGGAAGGGCAAGUGUGGACAGCGGCAUGCAGGGUGCGUAGCUGCUUGAGUACAGGAUGCCUGUGGGUGUGUCCGUUUGUAAACGCUACAGGAGCAGAGGCUGAUGGAAACUGUGUAGGUGUUCAAAGGUCGCAGGAAGAAAGUGUGUGAAAGCAGAACUUGGACAAUCAUUAGAACGGCUGAACCAUGGGACUGAACAAAAAACAAGCCAAAGAGUCGCGUUAAGUUGCUGUUGGUGCUUCCCUGGUGCCGUCAGGCAACUCAUGCACGCAAAAAGCAUAUUGGUGCAGGGAUACAAACCACACGCUUUGUGCAUUCGAUCAAAUCCAGCUGCCUUUUGUCAUGCGGGAGUACUGUGAACCUGCCGUUACUCAACGGCACUUGCAGCUUCAGGUUGGAGAGGCUGUUUCAAAGGAGUUCGGUAUAGAACAUUCCAGGAACGCUUAAUUGUUUUUUCCAUUCAAAUGAUGAAAUGACACAUCCCUUUUGUGGUGCAUGGCAUUCGUCAUAAAAAUGCAUUAAUAAUAGAAAAUUGCUUUUCAAUUUUUACAAAAAAUCCUUUUGUAAUAAACUGAUUCAAAGUUA